Messenger RNA from Galdieria sulphuraria, 484 nucleotides. RefSeq lists its product as uncharacterized. NCBI's taxonomy places the organism in Eukaryota, Rhodophyta, Bangiophyceae, Galdieriales, Galdieriaceae. The coding region runs from base 22 to 375 and encodes 117 amino acids. The record is from RefSeq and is a predicted model, not a curated record. The transcript has 2 exons.
UUUGAUUUGAAAAUUGCCAUUAUGGGUGUGGGGUGGGGAAGAAUGGGUAAAUUGGGAAUGGGGAAGGGAGGGGCUUAUUUGGGCCAACCCCAAGGUGAUCGUGAUUUGAAAUUGCCAUUGUGGUUGGUGGGGAAGAAUGGGCCCAUUUGGAGAUGGGAGGGGAAAUUGCGAUGGGGGAAAAUGGGUGGGGAAAUUGCCAAGGGGAAAAUGGGUGGGGAAGAAUGGGCCAAUUUGGGCCAACCCCAAGGUGAUCGUGAUUUGAAAUUGCCGUUGUGGGUGGGGGGAAGAAUGGGCCCAUUUGGAGAUGGGAGGGGAAAUUGCGAUGGAGGAAACUGGGUGGGGAAAGGGGCCAAUUUGGGCCAACCAGAAAGGUGAUCGUGAUUUGAAAUUGCCAUUGUGGUGUUGCUGGGAAAGAAUGGUUAAUUGGAAAUGGGGGCAUUUGAAAUUGAGGACAGUGUGCAAAGAGGACUGAGUGUGAAUUGAA